This is a messenger RNA of Moneuplotes crassus, 1330 nucleotides long. The record is from the annotation of a GenBank genome assembly. NCBI's taxonomy places the organism in Eukaryota, Ciliophora, Spirotrichea, Euplotida, Euplotidae.
UUAAAUUUGAAAUUUAAAUAUGAUUCCAAUAAUCGCUCAGCCUCAGAAGUACCAUUGGGGCUUAAAAGGUCUCUCUUCACUCGUGGGGCAAUAUGUCAGUACAAAGCAGGAGGAUGGCAAGGAAGAUAUUGAAAGCACGCAUUAUGCCGAGCUUUGGAUGGGAACCCAUCCUAAAUCUCCCUCCAUGGUGAGAAUCACUGAAGAUCUUAAACCUCACCUUACUGAAGAGUUUUACCAAGAGAAACAGGGCAGCUUAGUUGAACUAGAUGAAGUCAUUAAGGGAAACUCUAAUUUCAUCAACUCAAGAGUUGAGGAAAUGGACACGAUUAAAGGGAGUGGGUCUCUUCCUUUCUUGUUUAAGAUCUUAUCAGUGGAUACUUCUUUGUCGAUCCAAGCCCAUCCUCAUAAGGAGCUAGCUCAAGAGCUACAUGAGAAGUAUCCAGAUAUUUAUAAAGAUGCUAACCAUAAGCCUGAAAUGAUUAUCGCAUUGACUGAGUAUGAAGCUCUUUGUAGCUUCUCAUCUGGAGAAGAUAUUUGGGAAAGGAUUUGCUCAAAUCCUGCACUUGUAGAGUUCUAUAAAGAUCUUUCUGUUGAAGACCUGAAAGACUCUGAGAAGGUCAAGUCAGUGCUGAGUGCUAUUAUUAAGAUCACUUUUGAAUCCUCUGCAGAGGUGGUUACUGAGGUAGUAGCCAAGUUAUUGACAGAUAUUGGAGAAAUUCAAGAACAAGAAAGAACCCCACAUCAAAAAUUAGCAUUGAAGCUUAACACUCAGUAUGAGAAUGAUGUAGGGAUCAUUGUUUGAUUCUUGCUUAACUACAUUGUUUUGCAACCUGGAGAAGCCCUUGUGCUGAAACCGAAUGAGCCUCAUGCUUAUCUACAUGGGGAAGGUCUCGAGUGAAUGGCAACCAGCGAUAAUGUUGUUAGAGGAGGACUUACUCCUAAGUUAAAGCAUGCAGAGGUAUUGGUUGAUAUGCUUACUUAUGAAACAGGUCCUAUCAUACCAAUGAGUGGAGACAAGGACACUCCUAGCCAAGUAAUCUACAACUCAGGUUUUGAUGAAUUCAGUGUCAUUAAAGUAUCUAACAAAGCUGGAGAUGAGCCAACUCUUUUUAAAGUCCAAGACCCUGGGAUUUUGAUAUGAAUAAAAGGAUCCGGAUGUAUAAAAUCAGAUUCUGGGGAGGAGUAUCCAGUUAAAAAAUUCGACACGCUCUAUUGUCUCCCUGGCAAGGAGCUAGCUAUUCAGUCUGAAGAAGGAGAAUGUGAUGUCUACAUAGCAACAUUGGGAAAUUAAAAUUUAAAAACGCACCUUUUCAGGAGUUUUAUUUGAUCA